This is a messenger RNA of Lineus longissimus, 3409 nucleotides long. RefSeq names its product plasmolipin-like. NCBI's taxonomy places the organism in Eukaryota, Metazoa, Nemertea, Pilidiophora, Heteronemertea, Lineidae. Gene Ontology annotation, cellular component: membrane. Bases 107 to 667 code for a protein of 186 amino acids. The record is from RefSeq and is a predicted model, not a curated record. The transcript is spliced from 5 exons.
CGUGCGACUUCCGCUUUUGCCGAUAUAGAGAAAUUGGGUCAAAUUUUACUUUUAUAUUUUUCUCAUUUUCUUGUUUGGGAAAGAAGGAAGCCAAUAAUCUGCUAAGAUGACAGACAUGCCAACAACGUACGAGACCAAGACAUCAAGUCACGUGGAGAGUGGACACACAGACUCCACGCAAACGGGAUGUUAUACGGGGUAUAUCAGAACAAUUCCCGGUAUUUUAAAAAUUGUUGAAAUGGUUUUAGAUCUGAUAGUCAUCAUUUGCUGUGCGUGCAUCGUAGGCGGAGGAGGAACCAGCGGCUGGGGAACAUUUUUGGCCGCGUCUGCUAUCAUAACAACCGCAAUUCUGUUUAUAUUCCACAUCACAAAUUUGAUAAGCCGCUUACCAGGACCUUGGCUGGUCAUUGAGUUUGCCUAUUUUGUGAUCUAUGCAGCCCUGUACGUUAUCACGGCCAUCGUGUGUGCCGCGUUUGCCGGCACUUAUAUCUCCCCAGCAUCGGGUGCGGCCGCUUUCUUUGCAUUUGCCGCCGCUGGCGUCUAUGGUGUUGAUGCCUUUUUGAUGUUCAGGACAUGGCGUGCGGCGGGAAGUCCUGUCGGAAGGACCGAGAGUACGCAAGCAACGACUACCACAACUGUCACAACGGUGGAGACGGCACAGUACUAGAUCAUUGUUGUCAUAUGAAUUAGUGCUAAGGAUGGCCAUGUCUCUUUGUUCAGUAUCAUCCUAGACUUAUCCGUGUUCACCUCAUACAGCCAAUCCUGUUCGUCAGAUGUACUCAGUCAUCCUCUCAGACUGAAUCUGACCCCCAAAACCAGCAACAUCAGAUUCCAGAAUACUGAGAAUUAUUGCGCCUAUUUGUUUUUGCAAUUUGAAAAAAUUUUAAGAAAAAAGUUCAGAUUUUAUGAUUUAAUGGAUUAAAAACCUCCUUUCAGUGUAUCGAAUUAAAAAUGUUAUUUUUAUUUUCGCCAAUUUUUCCGCGAAAUCCACGAAAAUAAAACAUCGAAUAAAAGUUAGUGGCCAUAUUUGACAUUUUUGAACAUCUUCAUUUUAACGUUUACUUUAGUUUUGUGCUCAUUUUUUGACAGAAGAGUACCGUAAUUUGAAGACAGUACUUAGUGCACCAAGUGUUACACUGGUAAAUGAAUAGGUGUUUAUCUUUAAUGUUUGAUUGUUAACAGAAUAGCAUUGGGCCCUCAGUUUGAAUGUGGGCGUAACAAAAAUAACUGGGUCUUAAUGAUUAAAUGUUUGUAUAGUUUUAUACUAGGUUGUUCUAAUACACAUGAUUGUACAUUGAUAUUUUGAUGAUAGUUGACUAGAAGUGUCCACAAAUGUAUAAGUACUAUGUUUCGGCUCAAGUUGGUCAGAAUCAUGAUACAUUAUGCAGUGCAGUGGAACAUCCCUUAGCGGAUACCUCUGUAUCAAGGACACCCUCUCUAUAAAGGAUGCCGUAUUUGGUUGAAGAUUGAUCAUUUCCAUUGAAUUUGACCUCUUUAAUCCGGACACCUCUGUUUAUAACAGAGACGAUCUUGUCUAUUUACUGCAGUCUCAUGUGAAUGAUCUUCUGACAACUCUUGGCUGCGGCCUGUUCUUGUAAAAUGAAAUAACAUAUUGAUGGUUCUUUUGCACAUUGAGCUUGUGAGAGUGAAUAGGCCUAAGUCCCCAAAUUCGUUUAGUCCUACAACUUCAAGAUACCUGUUCAAUCCUCAGCGAUUCCAAUCAAAUCGACCCUGGCUGGAGGAUUUUAGGUCUGAAUCAAUCAGAUUGGUCUUUGAGUCCAUUCAUCUUUUCGGGGCAAUUUGUACAUCACUUAUUAUUGUCGACAUGUAUAUUGUACUGAUUGUUAUAUAUAUAUAUAUAUAUAUUUAUUUUGAUACAAGAGUGCUUCGUUCACCUUGUAGAGGAAUUCUUGAGAAUAUUUCUGCCAAAAUAUCUGAAGUCCAUCGGUAAGCUGUUGAUGGGGGGGGACGGGACAUUUCAAAUUACACCAACUGAUAAUGAAAGCGGGUUUCGCAAAGAGUCUGGUGUUGAACAUAGUGAACAGGGUAUGAAGUGAAUGUAUUCAACUCUUGAAGUGUCCAAUGAAUGAUGAAAACUGGUUGCAUGUCCAUGCAUCCCUAAAAGGUGAUCUUAAAAGUUUGUGUACCCCAUAUACAGGAAUCCAAAGAUAGGCAGAGUUAUUUCAUAUUCUAUAGUAUUCCUAUUUUUUAUGAUGGCAUGGAUAGCAUUUAAUGAUAACUUGUGUAGAGUUUGAGAAUUUCUUACACUAGAGCAUCUUAGAUAUAGAACUAGUACCCAUGGUUGUUCGUUAUUAUCAGUGUUGGCUUUGUAAUGACUGUCUCAGACCGAACAUUUUGAUGGGGAAACCCCCCACACCCUUAGUCGGGCUAAAACCUAUUCUUUAGGAAUACGAAUUUAGAAGAUCUGACGAGUUAUGGAUCCAUUAUAUCAUGUCUGUUGUAGAAUGAAAGUUCUCUGUUAGUAAUUGUGUAUUUGUUAAGUGCAAUAGACUUUCUGUAACUUAAAGUGGUACAUUCAUAGCCCCCACAGUGUAUAAAACAGCUGGAAGUACGCACAUUUUGACGUAAGUGUACCAGGGCUAUAACUGUAUCACCUUACCUUAUGGUUCAGUAUUCUUAGUUGGUACGUGUACCACGUUACUUUCUAUGCAGAUUAUGCUUUACAUGUAAACAACUCGAAGCAUCAUGACCUUGGAUGACCUUGUGUCUGAUGAUUGAUCAUCCAACUUACUUCUUCUCAAGUCUACAGAUCGCUCUUAACAUCUGGCAGUGACAGGACAUGACAUGAACUUCACAUUGUGCAACAUCAGCUGGUGAAAUAUGUCCGAUUUAAUGGUGGAAUUAUCUCUGUUGACUAAACGCCCUUGAAAAGAACGAACCGAAAUGGCAUAGCGUUUGUUAACUACUGAGAGAUCAAGGUGGUGUUAAAGAGAUUUAGGUCCUUGUCCAAAUCUGAAUCAAACUUGUAGUAUCAAAAUAUGCAAAAUUGUAAUAGGUGUUCAACAUUUAAUUUGUGGUGCUGUAAAGUAGGCUUACCGAUAUUAUUGUCUCUGUCGAUAGUUUUAGGACAGUUCCAUUGGGUCGGACCUUUUUCAAUCUUUGAGGGGGAGACAUUUUAACACCCAACAGCAGACAUAGGAAUGAUGUCAUUUCUAUUUGUUAGGAUAGGCAUGCAUUCAGAGUAAGUUAUUUAUUGUCCCUGCAUUUUCAGGAAACUCCCUGCUUGCUUCCCAAGCUUAUUUCUGCUGUUUCCUUGGCCUUUGCGCUCCCCUCUAGGUAUAAAAAGUUAAUAACUUGUUCUAACCCACAUAAUCAUAGUUACUCUAGCCUAGAUACUUGUCGGGUAGAAUUUGUAUAUGUAUAUUAUUAAAGUCGAUGCUUUUGAAAA